This is a messenger RNA of Ficedula albicollis (Collared flycatcher), 6686 nucleotides long. It is a transcript of the gene STXBP5, whose product is annotated as syntaxin binding protein 5. The transcript is spliced from 28 exons. NCBI's taxonomy places the organism in Eukaryota, Metazoa, Chordata, Aves, Passeriformes, Muscicapidae. The record is from RefSeq and is a predicted model, not a curated record. Gene Ontology annotation, biological process: regulation of protein secretion; regulation of exocytosis. Gene Ontology annotation, cellular component: cytoplasm; SNARE complex; plasma membrane. The coding region runs from base 35 to 3487 and encodes 1150 amino acids. Gene Ontology annotation, molecular function: GTPase activator activity; myosin II binding; syntaxin binding.
GGCCGGGGCAGCGGGAGCGCCGCCGCCGAGGACCAUGAGGAAAUUUAACAUCAGGAAGGUGCUGGACGGCCUGUCGGCGGUCUCUGCCGUCGCAUCGGCGUCGUCCGCCGCGCAGCAGCAGCAGGCGGGGAACCGGGAGACCGAAAUCCAGGAGACGCUCCAGUCCGAGCACUUCCAGCUCUGCAAGACUGUACGCCAUGGUUUCCCCUAUCAACCUUCAGCCUUGGCAUUUGAUCCGGUUCAGAAAAUACUGGCCAUUGGGACUCAGACUGGAGCACUAAGGCUCUUUGGUCGGCCAGGAGUUGAAUGCUACUGUCAACAUGACAGUGGAGCUGCAGUAAUCCAACUUCAGUUCCUGAUUAAUGAGGGAGCUCUUGUGAGUGCCUUGGCUGAUGACACCUUACACCUGUGGAACUUGCGCCAGAAGAGACCGGCAAUACUCCAUUCACUCAAAUUCAACCGGGAACGGAUAACAUUUUGUCACCUGCCUUUCCAAAGCAAAUGGCUAUAUGUGGGCACCGAAAGAGGAAACAUUCACAUUGUCAAUGUGGAAUCAUUUACUCUCUCAGGCUAUGUCAUCAUGUGGAAUAAAGCCAUUGAACUGUCAUCCAAAUCUCACCCAGGACCUGUUGUCCACAUCAGUGACAAUCCAAUGGAUGAAGGAAAGCUUCUGAUUGGCUUUGAAUCUGGGACGGUGGUAUUAUGGGACCUGAAGUCAAAGAAGGCGGAUUACAGAUAUACACAUGAUGAGGCUAUCCACUCUGUGGCUUGGCAUCAUGAGGGAAAACAAUUCAUUUGUAGUCACUCAGAUGGUACCUUGACCAUAUGGAAUGUAAAAUCUCCUACCAAACCAUUCCAGACAAUCACUCCACAUGGAAAGCAGCUGAAGGAUGGAAAGAAGCCAGAACCCUGCAAACCUAUCCUUAAGGUGGAAUAUAAAACGACUAGAGCUGGGGAGCCUUUCAUCAUUCUCUCAGGAGGCUUGUCAUAUGACACUGUAGGAAGAAGACCCUGUUUAACAGUCAUGCAUGGGAAAAGUACUGCUGUGCUAGAAAUGGAUUAUUCUAUUGUUGACUUUCUAACCCUGUGUGAAACUCCAUAUCCUAAUGACUUUCAAGAACCAUAUGCUGUAGUUGUUCUCCUAGAAAAGGACUUAGUACUGAUUGAUCUUGCACAAAAUGGGUAUCCUAUAUUUGAGAACCCCUAUCCUUUAACUAUACACGAGUCUCCAGUUACCUGUUGUGAGUAUUUUGCUGAUUGUCCUGUGGAUCUCAUACCUGCACUCUAUUCAGUUGGUGCUCGACAGAAACGUCAAGGUUACAGUAAGAAGGAAUGGCCUAUCAGUGGCGGCAACUGGGGUGUGAUCACUCAGAGCUAUUCAGAGAUAAUUAUUACAGGGCAUGCUGAUGGAUCAAUCAAGUUUUGGGAUGCAUCAGCAAUAACGCUGCAAGUACUCUAUAAGCUAAAAACAGCCAAAGUAUUUGAAAAAUCACGGAAUAAAGAUGACAGACCAAGCACAGAUAUAGUAGAUGAAGAUCCAUACGCUAUUCAGAUCAUCUCAUGGUGUCCAGAAAGUAGAAUGCUGUGCAUAGCUGGAGUUUCUGCACAUGUCAUUAUUUACAGGUUCAGCAAGCAGGAAGUGACUACAGAAGUCAUUCCGAUGCUGGAAGUACGUCUCCUAUAUGAAAUAAAUGAUGUUGAAACUCCAGAUGGUGAGCAGGUGCCACCUGUACCAACUCCAGGCACAGGUUCCAAUCCUCAAUCCAUUGUUCCCCAGUCUCAUCCAUCUACUAGUAGCAGUUCAUCUGAUGGACUUCGUGAUAAUGUCCCAUGUUUAAAAGUUAAAAAUGCUCCUCUCAAGCAGUCUCCAGGCUACCAAAUUGAGCUCGUUAUCCAGCUGGUGUGGGUGAGUGGAGAACCUCCUCAACAGAUAACCAGCUUAGCCAUCAACUCAGCCUAUGGCCUAGUAGUUUUUGGAAACUGCAAUGGUAUUGCCAUGGUUGAUUACCUCCAGAAGACCGUGCUCUUGAAUCUCGGCACUAUUGAACUGUAUGGCUCCAAUGACCCCUAUCGCAGGGAGCCACGAUCUCCCCGAAAAACUCGGCAACCAUCUGGAGCAGGUCUUUGUGAUAUAAAUGAAGGUACAGUGGUGCCAGAAGACCGCUGCAAGUCACCCACGUCAGGUUCUGGUUCACCAAACAAUUCUGAUGAUGAACAAAAAAUGAAUAAUUUUAUAGAAAAGGUGAAGACCAAAAGCAGAAAGUUUUCCAAGAUGGUAACCAAUGACAUAGCAAAGAUGUCCAGGAAGCUAAGUUUGCCAACUGAGUUAAAGCCUGAUUUAGAUGUCAAAGACAACUCUUUCAGUCGCUCCCGGAGUUCUAGUGUAACUAGCAUUGAUAAAGAGUCACGCGAGGCAAUUUCAGCUCUUCACUUUUGUGAGACUUUCACAAGAAAGGCUGAUACAUCACCUUCCCCAUGCCUGUGGGUUGGCACCACGCUGGGAACCGUGCUUGUCAUUGCACUGAACUUACCCCCAGGAGGAGAGCAGAGACUUCUUCAGCCAGUCAUUGUUUCUCCUAGUGGAACCAUCCUGAGGCUAAAAGGGGCAAUCUUGAGAAUGGCUUUUUUGGAUACCACAGGAUCUUUGGUCCCACCAGCACAUGAACCCUGGAGAGAACACUACGAAGAUAAAGAUGAAAAAGAAAAAGCGAAAAAGCGACGACCUGUCUCAGUGUCCCCUUCUUCCUCUCAGGAAAUCAGUGAAAACCAAUAUGCAGUGAUAUGUUCAGAAAAGCAAGCAAAAGUUAUCUCACUGCCAUCCCAGAACUGUAUUUAUAAGCAAAAUAUAACAGAGACUUCUUUUGUUCUUCGUGGAGACAUAGUGUCAUUGAAUAACAGUAUUUGCCUUGCAUGUUUCUGUGCCAAUGGACAUAUUAUGACUUUUAGUUUGCCAAGUUUAAGGCCAUUGUUGGAUGUAUAUUACCUGCCAUUGACCAAUAUGCGGAUAGCCAGAACAUUCUGCUUCACCAAUAAUGGACAAGCACUCUAUCUUGUCUCACCAACUGAAAUACAGAGACUCACCUACAGCCAAGAAACAUGUGAAAAUCUUCAGGAAAUGUUGGGUGAGCUCUUCACUCUUGUAGAAACACCAGAAGCACCAAACAGGGGGUUCUUUAAAGGCCUGUUCGGAGGUGGGGCACAGUCACUUGACAGAGAAGAGCUCUUUGGAGAAUCAGCAUCUGGGAAGGCAUCAAGGAGUCUUGCCCAGCAUAUUCCAGGACCUGGGGGUAUUGAAGGUGUCAAAGGCGCAGCAUCUGGUGUAGUUGGUGAACUGGCACGAGCCCGCUUGGCACUUGAUGAAAGAGGACAGAAACUGGGAGAACUGGAAGAAAAAACUGCAGCUAUGCUUUACAGUGCUGAUUCUUUCUCAAAACAUGCUCAUGAGAUGAUGCUGAAGUACAAAGACAAGAAGUGGUACCAAUUCUGAUGACUCUCAUCAAUCACAUCUGUUUAAUUUUGUCCUGAUGAAAAAAAUCUUGUUUUUUCAUUAAUUUUGGCAGGACCACUGAAAUUUAAAGGAGUAUUCACCAUUGGAUACUGUUGUUUCCUAGCACAAAUGACACACUGUUUUACCUCAGUCCUGGCUUUAACUGAGGAGGUUUAUAUCUAAGAAACACACACACGAAAAAGAAACUUGAGUGUUUCUUAGCUGUUGGUUAGCAUAAAGUUGGAACAGAGAAGGUAACUGGAACAUGUGGAAAAGAGAGUAAAGAGAGUAAAGGGAAAUUGUGGUGAGAUGGGCAGGGGCAAUGCAGGGUCAAUCCUGUGUUAAUAUUUCAUAUGCCAAAAGUUUUUGUGCUAUUGUAAUUGCUGCCAGUGUUAUACCCUCCUGUAAGGAGAGGCAAUAAAUCAGGGGUCCAAGAGCUGGAAUCAAGUUGUUUGUCUUGCUGGACAGUAGCUGACUUACAAUUACCCUCUCCAGGACUCGCUAUAUUUACCAUUAUUGUUGAAGAAGAGUUGAAGUUUGCUGUCACUUCUUUCAUUUGAAAAGCUGGAAGCUUGGAAGAUUUCUUAUUGAAAAUUGUAUACAUAGUUGACUUGUGCAUAGUCUUUUCUUGGACCCCUGAUCUAGUAUUCUUGUAUUCACAUCAUAUUCUGUGACGUGCAAAACAAAAGAAUACGUAAUUUUUGCAUUAAAAAAGUCAAGUGAAUAAUAUGACUGGAAUGUGUCAUGCUGGGAGUUUUCAUUUGUGUUAUGGCCGUGCAAUGUGAAAUGUGGUAACAUCUUCCUUGUGGUAAGAAUUCAACUUCUGUUCAGUUAAAUAUUAUUUUUGCCAAAAAUAGUUAUUGGUUCAGGUUGUGUAACAUUUAGAAUUGGCUGUGGGUUCCAUUCAUGCUGUGAGUUUUUAUAAAUGUUUAACAGAAUGUAUCUUUACAGCCAUUAAUUAAAAUAGCUGAGAUAGUUUUGCUCAAGACUUAAGUUCUAGAUGCCCCUUUAGUCCUUUACUGUGAAAUCAGAUAACCUUGGACUCAGGUUUUCAAAGUUUUACACACCAUGGAGGUGCUGAUGCAUGAAUAAUGGCAAGCAAGCAUCUAAUAGUUAAUAAUUGUCAGUAUGUUGUUUAGCAACUCUAAGUUCUGCCAGUAGUGCUGUUUUACAAGUACCUGUCUCAGCCUCACCCAGCACUUAAGGCAGUUGUCCUAAAGUUUAGAUUUGGUCUCUAAAGCAGUGUUUUCAUUGUAAGCAGUGGCAAAGUGUGCACAAAAAUUUUAGGAAUUGCUGCUAUAAUAUUCAGUUUGGGUGAGGUAAAUAAUACAGCUGAGCUAACUUGUUAAUGGCUACUGUAUUAAAGCUAUAUCAGUGUGAAUGACCAGGGAAUCUCUUUUAAAAAGAGAGGAUUCCUUAAAAUAAAUGCUUGCAUUUCAAAAAUUCCUUUAGACCUUUUUCCUUGAAGUAGGAAUAAUUACUGAUUGGUUUUGUUUUAUAAAAGGGAGUACUUAGAAGUUGAUAGGUCUACACUAUCUGAAAUUCAUCACUUGGGUUUGCUUCACCAAGCAUUGCAUUCUGUGCACUUUUUUCAUAAACUUUCUGAAUGUUCCCAAAGCAAAACCUUGGUUAUAUUUGUAUUGUGAAGUGAUGUUGCAGGUACACAGAUAAGGCCUUACAAACCUUACAAAACACUUCAAGGAUGCAAAAUAUUGAAAAUAUUGAAUAUGGUUCUUAAAUCACUUUUCAAACGAGAGGCAAAUAUGUUUGGGCUUUGAAAUACAAACUGAUAACAUUUCUCACUUUAUGUAUAGCAGCAUUUAAUUUAAAAAGACAAUUGAAUUGUGUUGCCAGUAUGAGGGCAUGCCCUACUAUGCCCACUGCUCAAAGGACUUAAGAAAUGAGAAUAUGACAAUUCAAACAAGCAGUAUUAUGAUUUCUUGAUGGCUCUGUCCCAUAACUACUGAGGCAAUGUUUACUUGAGUUACUUAACUCAAUUUGCCACGCUAUAUUUGCCUCUGCAUGUAUUAAUUUAUUUUUUAGUGUUUAAAUAAUGCAAUUUUAACACCAUUUUGUGAGACAUCUAGGUAGAAGAAAAUGAGAUAAACCACUACCCAUACUACAUCCAAAAACCCACCCUAGUUAACACUUAUCUCCUUCCUUGUCUCACAUUUAUAAAUUGAGAUUACUCAUUAUUAUUUGACCUGGUGAAGAUAAAGUACAUUUCAGGACAACAGAAUCCUGGGAAAUUAAUCUGGUCAAGCUCUGGGGGAGAGGAUUGUAAAAUUAUUCCUCAACAAAUUUUGGUAUCAUUCAAUGGAAGAUGACCUUGGUUUGAAAGGAAAGCAUACUUAACUUUCUCAUCAAGACACAUUUGCCAACCACCAGCAAGCAAAAUAAUAAGAGGCAAUGAGAGACCAUCUGCCAGUACCAGAAGAGUAGUGGCUUAUUUGGUGUUCCAGAAUCUAUCGUAGCUAAAUCACUUCUGUUGCUUAUGUUCAGGGCAUGCUUCUAGAUAUGAAGACUAAUGAUAUUGCUCAUGAGAUAAAUACACAAAUGGUUCUUGGCCAAUUAAAGGGGCUAUGUACAAUUUUAGUCUAUAAUGUUACUUUUUCCUUCCCAAUGGAAGGAAGGUGAUCACACACACAUCAUUGCAUCUUAUUGUGCUAUUGGUGGUGCACCUUUUGUACAGCAAAGUGUAUUGAAAUCCCUGCAGGGAAGCACCCCUGGUUUUUUCACUAGCAUUUUAGUUGUGUGAAAUUUUUUAGAGUGUCUGGAAAACUAUAAAAAUACAAUUGAGCUAUUACUUUUUUUUAAAUGAAAGAAACUACCUGCUGCUACCUAUCUGUUUAUAUGUAGUGUGUCUCAUUAGGAACUGUAAACUGAAGAAGCUUUUCUUCACCUUAGUCCUGCCAAAUCCUGGUAUGUGUAAAUAUGUGUGUAUUCCAAAUCAGUCUGAAAGUGUUACACCACAGGCAUCUCCAGUGAUUUGUUCUUCAGCAAAAAGUCAGUUAUAAAGUAUAGUAAUAUAUAGCUGUGUUCCUUGUCUGUCUUUAUGCAAAGUUUUUGUGCCUGAGGUGGUAUUUGCAUGGCAGGUGAUAUUGGAAAGCUACAUCCAAAGGAGGAUUUUUGGAAGCAAAUUCAUUUUCUUUUUUUUUUUUCCUUUUAGUUUUCCUUUUAUUUUCUUUUUUAUGUUUUG